Messenger RNA from Liolophura sinensis, 3315 nucleotides. Its product is annotated as intraflagellar transport protein 52 homolog. Gene Ontology annotation, biological process: cilium assembly; intraciliary transport. The record is from RefSeq and is a predicted model, not a curated record. Gene Ontology annotation, cellular component: centriole; cilium; intraciliary transport particle B. NCBI's taxonomy places the organism in Eukaryota, Metazoa, Mollusca, Polyplacophora, Chitonida, Chitonidae.
AUGGCUCCCACUGCAGAAGGUGUGGACGAAAAGGCUCAGAAGAAUAUCAUCAUCUUCAAUUCCUCGAAAAGAGAACUAUUCAAUCUCAAUAAUGGAUUUAAAUCACUAAACAGAAAACUUCGGGCUUCAUGGAAGCUGUUGGCCAACAAGGAUGAGAUCGUUGAAGAAAGACUGUCACAAGCUCGAGUGUUCGUUUUGCCGGGACCCAGGGCUAAAUUCAUGGCAUCGGAAUUUGAUGCGAUGAAAAGAUACAUGGAGAAUGGUGGCAGUGUUUUGGUGAUGAUGGGGGAAGGGGGUGAAAGCCGCUUUGACACGAACAUUAAUUUUCUGUUGGAAGAAUAUGGCAUAAAUAUCAAUAACGACGCUGUUGUUCGAACAUCUUAUUUCAAAUACUUUCAUCCAAAAGAAGCUGUAUCAAAUGGUAUUCUGAACAGGUCAGUUUGUGAACUGGCUGGGAAAAGCAUUUCUCACCUAACUGAAGAUGAUACUAAUACAUCCCAAGGAUUAUCUUUUCUCUAUCCAUAUGGAGCCACUCUCAAUGUGAUCAAGCCAGCCGUGGCGACGAUGUCUACUGGGUCUGUGUCAUUCCCUCUGAACAGACCUGUGUGCGGGAUGUACUCCUCCAAGUAUGGCAAAGGGAAGCUGGCUGUCAUCGGAUCAACACACAUGUUCUCAGAUCAGUACUUGGAGAAGGAAGAAAACAGCAAAGUCAUGGAAAUGAUCUUGCGAUUUCUCACCACUGAUGACAUACAAUUGAACCAGAUAGAUGCAGAUGAUCCAGAAGUGUCUGACUACAACAUGCUGCCAGACAUCUCCAAGCUUGCGAGUGAAGUAAAGACCUGCCUGCAGGAAGGAGAGGACAUUCCAAGGGACAUAACCUCGCUUUUUGACAACUCCCUAUUUAAGUUAGACACUUCGAUGGUGCCUAAAGCUAUCGAAGCAUACGAGCAGACGAAUGUGAAGCACGAGUCGUUGACAUUAAUAACACCUUCAUUUGAGACCCCACUCCCGCCAAUGAACCCAGCUGUGUUUCCUCCUACUUUCCGAGAGCUCCCCGCCCCUUCUCUGGACCUAUUUGAUUUAGAUGAACAGUUUUCGUCUGAGAAGGCCAGACUUGCUCAGAUUACGAACAAAUGCACUGAUGAUGAUCUGGAGUAUUAUGUGCGAGAAUGCGGGGAUAUUUUAGGCGUGUCCACCACCCAACCACAGGCUGCAAGAGAUGCUAAGCACAUUCUGGAACAUGUUUUUGUGCAGGUGGUAGAGUUCAAAAAACUUAAUCAAUUCCAUGACAUGGACACUGGUCUUUAUGGGGAUGAAGAUGACAAUGUUGCAUACUGAGCUGUGUUUGACUGGAAAGAAUAUCUGCUGCUACUAAUUGACUAUCAAAGGCAAUUAUUAAUAUCAGUUUGAAACUUACUGAUAAUGGGCAUUAGUAUUAACUCUUAAUAUCUUUGUUCAGAUUAUUACCAUGUUGAACUUUAAAGGACAAGACAGCACCUGGCUAAACAUAUUUCAAUCGAAAACAGGAUACUCAAGCUUUCUAAAAAGUACAGUAUCAUGCUUUCUUAUUUUAAUGAAAUUUCACUGAAUAACAUCUAGAAAAAUAUGACAACACUACACAAAUGGCUGGUGGGAGUUGAGGCAGCCAUCUUUAGGAUUUUAUCCAAUCAAACACGUUGCCAUCAGACUGCCCCACCUAACCUGUGACAUAGCCUUUUCCCAUUCACAUAUAAUAACACAGAACUAUGGCAUAAGACAUCAUUUUGAGAUCGUUUACAACGAUUUAGUUACGUGUAGCCAAAGGACCAUUUCACACAGUGUUGAGGAGCAGGUCUGUAUCAGUUAUACAGACCAUUACAGAUGUAAAAUCAGUUGAUUUACAAGCCAUGUAAUAUUCAGCAGUGGUAUCACAAAUUAUGUCUGACAGUGCAAAAUUCAUUAGAAGUACCGAAGGUUUAUGGGAAUGAGAAGACGACAUCUUCAUCGGACAGUGCUUAAAAUUAAUGAAAAAUCUUAUACUGUUUUGUCUCAGAAUUUAGUACAACUGACAUGACAGAAGAAUUUAAAUUUCGCUUCUUCGUCUUUGUCGCAUACAAGGGAUGCUUUGUUCUGUAGUCAGCACUGCUUUCAUGUAAGAAGGCACCGCAACAAAGUUUAAGCAUAAAAUCCAACGACAGCUGAAUGCCUGGGUCAGCCUCCGUGGUACUUAGAUUUAUUUCCGUUUGUUUCAGAACUGAGCAUGAAUCUAGUUGUACAACAGUCCUAUUGUAAUUUUGUAAGCAUUUGAUUGGGGUCAAUAUCACCUGCGCAACCCCCUGGAGGCUACGACCUUGAUACUGGAGACGUUCUGAAGUGUCAAGACGAAGUUUCAUUAAACUUAAAAUUUUUAAAAUAAAAAAAAAUCUAAAGAAAUAUUUAAUGCUGGUUUAAGGUUCCUUUGAAUGGUAAUCUUUCAGUGGACAUAAACAUUAGUCAGGUAAAUCAUAAAUCUGAUUUUCUUUUCUUGUUAGGCUUCAAUAUUACGUACAGGAUGUCCAUUUAGGACCAGUGUUCCUUCGAUUAAGGAAAAUGACUGCAUUGGCCUAGCACCAAUGUAGAUAGGCCAAGGACAAGUGCUGACAUGCAUAGGACCAGUGUUGACAUGCCUAGGACCAGUUUUGACAGGCCAAGGACAAGUGUUGAUAUGCCUAGGACCAGUUUUGACAGGCCAAGGACAAGUGCCGACAUUCCUAAGACCAGUUUUGACAGGCCAAAGACAAGUGCUGACAUGCCUAGGACCAGUGUUGACAGGCUUAGGACCAGUGUUGACAUGCCCAGGACCAGUUUUGACAGGCCAAGGACAAGUGCUGACAUGCCUAGGACCAGUGUUGACAGGCCAGACAAGUGCUGACAGGCCAAGGACAAGUGCUGACGUGCAUAGGACCAGUGUUGACAUGCCUAGGACCAGGUUUGACAGGCCAAGGACAAGUACUGACAUGCCUGGGACCAGUGUUGACAGGCCAAGGACAAUUGCUGACAUGCCUAGAACCAGCGUAAUCUCAAGCUCUGCUUGUUAUGGGAUUUAAAAGAAAAGUGGUGGAAAAUCAGCUUGCAAUAUCCUGUAACAUUUUUGCCAUGGUUAAUUGUUUAUUUUGACUGUUACACUUCAAGUGUCGGUCACAUCUCUCUAUUAAUGGUACUCGUGCAGCAUAUUUCAACUUAAUAGAAUUGUUCUCUGUUCAACAUUAUUUAUUAUGUCAUAAAUAAAAGUGCAGAGUUUUGUUUGAAAAUAACCAUGCAUGGAUCUGUGUUAUUGCAUGAAAAUCAUUCCUUUUA